Molecule: messenger RNA, 2584 nt
Organism: Amoebophrya sp. A25
Lineage: Eukaryota; Dinophyceae; Syndiniales; Amoebophryaceae
Source: the annotation of a GenBank genome assembly
AGCAAUGUUGCUUUUGUUGACUGCCUGGAGGAUUUAGACUGGAAAAGUCUUCUACUUGUCUUUAGCUGAGCACGGCUAUCGUUUCCACAGCAGUGAGCCAUCUAGCGUGAGUAGAUUCUUUGGUUUUUCUUGAAGAUCAAGUACCAGGUACUAGGAACCACUGUGCUUACCCAUUAUCGCGUACCUAAGACUCAACCCAAAACAAAAUGAUGCAAACCAUCUUACAAAGUGCGUCCACAGCAGCAGCGGACGCUGCUGAUGCAGAGACUGAGAUAUGUGACGGUCUCGGGACGCUUGAGAAACUUAUCGAGAAUGCUUUAAAACCCGGCUCCGAAAACGAGAAGUUUCGUAGGGUACGACCUGGCAACGCAGCUUUGCGUGGAAAACUAGAAUUGCUAGCAAGCUUGACGAUGACACUGGAGGAGCCAUCGUCUUCAGCGUCACCGAGUAGCAGUAGCACCAGCGGUCCUGUUCCUGGCCGACAUAAUCGGAAUCGCUCUUCUGGCAGUAGUUCUUCGAGUAACGAUGACCCGAUCAAUUCUCUGCUAAAGCGUGUGGGCUUUCGGCUUGUAGAGGGUGAUGCUUUGGUUUGGCUACGGCCGAGAGACGAGGCUGAAAGGGAUUUGACCUUGUUGAGGAGACAUACAGCUGAUGGCUUUAAGCGGUUCAAAGAGAGUGUGGCGAAUGUUGUGAAGAAAAAUCAACUACAAGCAAGUGCUAGCAGCAGCAGCAGCAGUGGACCUCAAACCGUGGCGCAACAGCUUGCAGGACUUCGGGGAGAGCGCUCGCGGAAAUACAAAGAAGCGCAAACGCAAGCUGUGGUAGAAUAUUACGAAAAGAAUUACUAUUUAUAAUUCUGUACUUGUAUACCCUUUACCUAACCUUACCUUUUUUUCCUAGUUAGCUUGGCUCCACCCGUAUUAAUAAGGUCGUGAAGCUGCAGUGGUCAGAAGUAGUUGGGUCUAGCAUCAUUUGUUUAUACUGCAUUUGCGGCAAUUUUGUCCUGUGAAAUAUGCAUCCCUCUAAUUACUCCUAUCGAAGCACGAAGAGGCGGAAGAUAUAAGUGGCGUCGACGUUGUAUCGUUGCUAAACAAGAAGGCUGCGAAGUACAUCACCUGCACUCGAUGUAAACAGAGUUAUGAAGAACGGUUUGGAAAAUUGAAUUACAACUACGAGUGUUUCAUCAUAGGACUACAGGCUUCUUUAGUCUCCUCUCCAUUAACCUACAGACAAAAAAGAGGCUUCUGUAAGAAUAGACUCAGCUUCUUCAAUCUAUCUUCCCUAAACCCUAAAACCCUACAUCAAACUACUAACAGAUUUUAUAUUACAGAUAAGUACUCAGCUUCUUUAACCUCCUCUGCGCUACCGGAAAGAGGACACGGAACUAGUCCUAUGUGUCUGUGGUGAAAUCCUCGUCGUAGACUACCACAAAGUCGCGCGUGGGCGUGUGAUAUCCGCUUUACCUGAAGCAGGGGUACCUGUAGAUCCGAGAGAGGCGAAAGUGCGAGGCGGACCGAUGGUGGCGGUAAUCUUUUCAUUACUGGCAAUUCACUGUAAUUAUUGACGUCUGCAAGCGCUGCACUUUCCCUUUUGAUGUUCUUACUUCGCUGUCACUACUAACAUACUACUGAUUGUUCCUUAUUGACGUCUGCAAAGACAUUCUAUAACUUUUUGAAUCUGUCGUGUUCUCAAGAACGUGUUCAGAAAACGUGUUCUUCUCGACCCAACUAGUAUGCGUUUUUGCAAAACAGAUAUCCUCCUCGUCCGAGAGUGGUGAUUCUCAGCAGCGCUUGAUGCCUUUGCACAGUAUUUUGACCGCGUUUCAGAGCCAUGAGGAAACCCGGACUCAAGAAGCUUCCCAGGAGGAAAUAGCCGCGUUGCCUAAACGAAUGCUAAGAAAAACGGACAAGAUUGAAAACGAGGAUAACCGCGCGUGUCGGAUUUGCAUGGAGGAUUUCUUCGAUGAGAGUGAAGGCCCCUGCCCAGAGGAAGUGGAAGUCCGGACACUACCUUGCUUGCACUUUUUUCAUACGAAGUGCAUAGACCAGUGGCUUGCGGUGAACAAGGUUUGUCCGACCUGCAGACAUGAGAUCUAGCGUUGCAUCAAAGGGCUUCAGGCUCUAUUGGUCAAUUAUAUUUGUUCACAUACCCCCAACGUCAUUUCACAACAGAGUCAUUUCCGUCAUACCCCCUUCUAGCAGGUGGUACAUUUUCAAUAUGUAGUCUCCUGACAGACGUGAUGGAAAGGCAAAUAUGUAACUGCAUUCCUUGGUAAAAUACGACUUUGUCUUUUUGAUGAAAUACCUACUGAACGAAUAGGGCUUCAGGCUCUAUUGACCAAUAGAGCCUGACGUUGGGGACAUGAAAUCAAAGGGAUUCAGGCUCUAUUGGUCGAUCAUAUUUGUCGAAGUCAUGUGGUGCAAAAUCUGAUGAUUGACGCUACAAUGUUGUCAUAGAAACACUUUAACCUUUUGUUGGGAAUACAGAUAUGGUCUACUUUUCGAGAAUACAUCAACCUCGCAGCAUGAGAUACCGCAUUUUUAACAUCCGUUGUGGACGAGAUGCUUCGUCUGCUUCUACCCAC